Molecule: messenger RNA, 2461 nt
Organism: Molossus molossus (Pallas's mastiff bat)
Lineage: Eukaryota; Metazoa; Chordata; Mammalia; Chiroptera; Molossidae
Gene: RBCK1
Product: RANBP2-type and C3HC4-type zinc finger containing 1
Exons: 12
Coding region: 415-1947 (510 amino acids)
Biological process (GO): protein linear polyubiquitination; positive regulation of canonical NF-kappaB signal transduction; proteasome-mediated ubiquitin-dependent protein catabolic process
Cellular component (GO): LUBAC complex
Molecular function (GO): ubiquitin-protein transferase activity; ubiquitin binding
Source: RefSeq, a predicted model, not a curated record
CGAGCCGAAGAGCGGGGAGUUGGGCUGAAAUCCGGGCGCCGGGGCGCUUCCAGCGGGGAGAAGUGGGGGCCCUGCCCGGGGCCUUCCAGCGUCCCGGCUGUGCGGUGUCGCUCCCCCAACCAGGCCUGUCCCAUUUUUUUCUCUCGCCCAUUGCGGGCUCGGCGCGGUGCCUCCUGCCCUUUCACCUCCCAUGCGGGGUCCCGGCUUGUGCCCCGUUCCAGGCCCCGUCCCCGGUCCGCGGGUAGUCUGAUGCCACCCGACCGCUGCUGGGGACACUGAGGCACAAAGAGAGCCUGGGCCACGCCGGAGGCCCCUGGCCAGGGCUGAGUUGCUCGCCUUCUCCCUGGUGACCUGGAGAUAGCAUUUCCCCCGAGCUGCAGCCCCCAUCCGGGGUGAUGGGAGCAACCCCGCCAGAUGGACGAGAAGACCAAGAAAGCCGAGGAGAUGGCCCUGAGACUCAGCCGAGCAGUGGCAGGCGGGGAUGAACAGGUGGCUAUGGAGUGUGCCAUGUGGCUGGCAGAGCAACGGGUACCCCUGAGUGUGCAACUGAAACCUGAGGACUCCCCAACGCAGGAUAUCAGGCUGUGGGUAAGUGUGGAGGAUCCUCAGAUGCACACUGUCACCAUCUGGCUCACAGUGCGCCCUGAUAUGACAGUGGCUUCCCUCAAGGACAUGGUGUUCCUGGACUAUGGCUUCCCGCCAGCCCUGCAGCAGUGGGUGAUUGGGCAGCGGUUGGCCCGGGACCAGGAGACCCUGCACUCCCAUGGGGUGCGGCGGAAUGGCGACAGUGCCUACCUGUACCUGCUGUCCGCCUGCAACACCUCACUCAACCCUCAGGAGCUGCAGCGGGAGCGGCAGUUGCGGAUGCUGGAAGAUCUGGGCUUCAAAGACCUCACGCUGCAGCCUAGGGGCCCACUGGAGCCGGCACCUCCGAAGCCUGGGGUCCCCCAGGAGCCAGGGCAGGGGCAGCCUGACACCACUCCAGAGCCUCUACCAGUGGGCUGGCAGUGCCCGGGCUGCACCUUCAUCAACAAGCCCACGCGACCCGGCUGCGAGAUGUGCUGCCGGGCGCGGCCGGAGACAUACCAGGUCCCUGCCACAUACCAGCCCGAUGCGGAGGAGCUAGCGCGCCUUGCAGGCGAGAUGGAGGCACUGCGACAGUACCAGCAGCGGAAGCAGCAGCAGCAGGAGGGGAACUACCUGCAGCACGUCCAGCUGGACCAGAGGAGCCUGGUGCUGAACUGUGAGCCCACCGAGUGCCCCGUGUGCUACUCGCUGCUGGCGCCAGGCGAGGCCGUGGUGCUGCGGGAGUGUCUGCAUGCCUUCUGCAGGGAGUGCCUGCAGGGCACCAUCCGAAACAGCCAGGAGGCAGAGGUGGCCUGCCCCUUCAUUGACAACACCUACUCGUGCUCGGGCAAGCUGCUGGAGAGGGAGAUCCGGGCGCUGCUGACCCCCGAGGAUUACCAGCGGUUUCUGGACCUGGGUGUCUCCAUCGCUGAGAACCGCAGUGCCUUCAGCUACCACUGCAAGACCCCGGACUGCAAGGGGUGGUGCUUCUUUGAGGAUGACGUCAAUGAGUUCACCUGCCCCGUGUGUUCCCGCGUCAACUGCCUGCUCUGCAAGGCCAUCCACGAGCAGAUGAACUGUAAGGAGUACCAGGAUGACUUGGCCCUGCGGGCUCAGAACGAUGUGGCCGCCCGGCAGACGACAGAGAUGCUGAAGUCCAUGCUGCAGCAGGGCGAGGCCAUGCACUGCCCACAGUGCCAGAUCGUGGUGCAGAAGAAGGAUGGUUGUGACUGGAUCCGCUGCACUGUCUGCCACACCGAGAUCUGCUGGGUCACCAAGGGCCCUCGCUGGGGCCCGGGGGGCCCUGGAGACACCAGUGGGGGCUGCCGCUGCCGGGUGAAUGGGGUUCCUUGCCACCCCAGCUGUCAGAACUGCCACUGAGCUGAAGAUGGCCCAGUCCCCACCCUGACCCAGCCCCACCCACAGGUUGCUGUGGGACAGGGCAGGUGCUUCGGCUCUAUUUCUGGCCUGGGAGAUGCCUUUGAACUUACCUGAGACAGCGACCCAGCAGAGGCUGAGGCCGCUGAGCUGCACGGACAGCUGUUUGCUGUGGGUGUUAACAAGGGCCCCGCCAGAGCUGGCUGUUGUCCAUAGCUGCCUCUGCCCCAGUGCCUUUGCCCUUCCCCUAGGGCUUGCUGGCCAGACCCCCCACCUCUGCUUGACCCAGCCGUAAACACAGCCCUGACCAGAAGCCUUGCUGGAUAGAGCCUCUGAAAGCCCGUGGGAGUCCACACACCCCCACCCCGCAUCCAUCACCCUCGUCUUCUGGACACUGAGCGCUCACAGCCUGCUACUUCCCCUAUUGCAGCGGCUCUCAACCUGUGGGUCGCGACCCCUUUGGGGGUUGAACGACCCUUUCACAGGGGUCACCUAAGACCAUCGAAAAACACGUAUU